UCACAAACUUUUUACAUUUUCCUCCAAAUCAUAAACCCUAUAUAUAUUUUUUCUGAAGUCUAUAAGAAUUAUGUAGUGAGCACUGAGCAACCCCUAGUUGUUCUAACAAGAGGAUCCUCCUGGUUCUCCCUAGACAAGAAAGGGAAAGAUGAUUGGUAACGAGAGCAGAAACAGAAGCAACCCAAAUGUAAAUUCCGUAUUCUACGCAGAAAUCUACCAUCCCAUUCAAGCUGGCAGUAUUGAUGGCACUGAUAUUCUUCCUCACGACAACGCUGUUUACAGAGCUCUUCUCUGCUCUUCUGCUGGCCUAUAUGACCCAUUUGGUGAUCCUAAAGUUAUAGGGGACCCUUAUUGUACUUUGUUUGUGGGUCGCCUUUCUCGUUCCACCUCCGAAGAUACCCUUCGAAAGGCCAUGAGCAAAUAUGGUCGCGUGAAGAAUUUGAGGCUAGUAAGGGAUAUAGUUACUGGUGCAUCACGUGGUUAUGCGUUUGUUGAAUUUGAAACAGAGAAAGAAAUGAGGCGUGCAUAUGAGGAUGCACACCAUUCUUUCAUUGAUGAUUCUGAAAUCAUUGUUGAUUACAACAGACAACAACUAAUGCCUGGAUGGAUUCCAAGAAGAUUAGGAGGAGGCCUUGGUGGUAAGAAGGAAUCUGGGCAACUUCGUUUUGGAGGACGGGAAAGACCAUUUCGUGCUCCACUGCGACCUAUCCCUUACGAUGAUUUGAAAAGGCUUGGCAUUCCACCUCCACCGGAAGGGAGAUAUAUGUCACGUUUCCAGGUUCGAUCACCACCUCGGAGGAAAAGGAACUCUCAAGAGAGAGAAAUGUCUCCACCGAGGAGAAAAAGAAACUACGAAGAUACAGGAACAUCGCCUCCUAGGAGGAAAAGGGAUUCUGAGGAACGAAGAACUUCAUCGUCUAGGAAGGAAAGGGAGUCUAGAGAUAGGAGAGCAUCAUCUUCAAGGAGGGAAAAGAAGUCUGAAGAUAGAGAAACAUCUUCACCUAGGUGGAAAAGGAGCUCCCAAGACGGGGAAAGCAAAAGGGAGAAGCAUUUACACCGACAUCAUAAGCGCACGAGACACACUACUCCUCACAAUACGAGUCGUAGGAGUAGAGAGAGCUCAUAUGACUAAGGAUCGGCAGUAAUGCCAAAGCCUUGAUAUCAAAGAUAUAGAGUUAGCUACUUGAACAAAACCAAAACACGAGGUCAUUACCAACAAUGAUGAUAGACAUUUUCGGUUCUAAUGCUUAUGGAGCACAAUUAUCUACAUAAACUUCUAUAAUUAACGAUAUAUUUUGCUUUCUCAGUAUGGAACUUGCUAGUUUUUUGUGUCGUUAAAUAUGGUAUGUAAAAUUAGCAAAUCUUUUUGUAUUAAGAUUAUUGUAAAUGAGCAAAGUUGGAGUUCAACACUAAAGGAAAUAAAUCAAGUCCAAUGCACAUGGAAUAGUUUGUCAGAUUCUAAGGAAUGUAAAUGCGCAUUUGCAAUAAUUAUUACAAAGUUCAUUGGACUUCACAUAUGACAAGAAACUUCCUUAUUUACAUAAUGAACAGCUCAUAUACAAUUUCAAACAAAAGUGUUGCAACAAAAGUAAAACGCUAUG
This is a messenger RNA of Amaranthus tricolor (Joseph's coat), 1601 nucleotides long. RefSeq names its product U11/U12 small nuclear ribonucleoprotein 35 kDa protein. The transcript is spliced from 8 exons. Lineage: Eukaryota; Viridiplantae; Streptophyta; Magnoliopsida; Caryophyllales; Amaranthaceae. Gene Ontology annotation, cellular component: precatalytic spliceosome; U12-type spliceosomal complex. The record is from RefSeq and is a predicted model, not a curated record. Gene Ontology annotation, biological process: mRNA splicing, via spliceosome. Gene Ontology annotation, molecular function: mRNA binding; snRNA binding. Bases 149 to 1132 code for a protein of 327 amino acids.